Messenger RNA from Lathyrus oleraceus (garden pea), 726 nucleotides. Its product is annotated as chaperone protein dnaJ 20, chloroplastic. The transcript has 2 exons. Gene Ontology annotation, cellular component: chloroplast. The record is from RefSeq and is a predicted model, not a curated record. NCBI's taxonomy places the organism in Eukaryota, Viridiplantae, Streptophyta, Magnoliopsida, Fabales, Fabaceae. Bases 33 to 623 code for a protein of 196 amino acids.
AACAUUUCAAACGAACUCGUAAAGAAAAAGACAUGUAUUGUUGUUACGGAAUAACGAUCCAACCAACCAUAACACCACAUUCCAUCACAUAUUUAAGCAUUAGACCCAAAUUCGUAAAACUCCGGAUCCGAAAUUAUGGUUAUGGUUCAUUACUCAAAGUGAAAGCUUCGAUUAACAACAAUAAUAACCCCAUUUCGUCCAAAUCUGAGUUAACCUUGUAUGAAAUUUUGGGUAUACCCAAAUCCGUAUCCAUGGUGGAUUUGAAGCGCGCUUAUAAGCAUGAGGCUCGAAAGUAUCACCCAGAUUUGUCACCACCGGGUCAGGUUAAAGAGUAUACAAAGAGGUUCAUUAUGGUGCGGGAGGCUUAUGAGAUGUUGUCAGAUCCAGUAACGAGAGCUAUUUAUGAUAGAGAUUUGGAUAAAGGGAUUUCGUUCACAUUUUCUACUAGUAGACCCUACUGUCAUCGCACUAAACAUGAUCAUGAUCAGGUGAGUGAAGAAAAGAAAGAAUGGAAAAGUGUGUGGGAAUCUCAACUAUGGGAGUUGGAAAGAAGAAGUGAUUGCAAAGAGCGUAGAGGAAAUAUGACUUGGGGUGCUCGAAUGCGUCAAUGUCGUACUCAUUAGAUAGAUGAAUUAGCUAUUGAAUUUUGAAUAGACAAUUUUAUCACUCCAUUAUUAUAUUUUUUGUUAUUGUCUUGUGAAGUUUUAUGAAAGCUAAAAAAAAAUG